CUCUCUCUCUCUAUGUCUGUCUCUCUCUCUCUGUCUGUCUCUGGUAAAUAAAGUGACAUUUCCUACGCCAUCGCCAUUGCCAUUGGGACCAAAAAAAAAAAAAAGAAAAAAAAAAGGAAAGCUUCCAUAAAGCAGAAAAAGAGAGUGUCUUGCCUCCUCUUUUCUUUUCCUUGUGGCCUCUUCCAAGAAUCCUCUCCUUAUUAUUAUUUUUUUAAUCUCUCUUCUCCUUAUGCUUCUUUGGCCAUUGCUUCCCCACCCUUAUUCUUUCCUUCUUCUAGCAAAAGAUUACUUCCCAGGCUUGGUUCUUGCCCUGAUUCUCUUUCCUUCGUCGGAGGGGUCUGCUUUCACUUUCGUUUGUUGAGGGCCUUCUCAGCUUCUUCUUCUUCUUCUUCUUCCUCCUCCUCGGAUGUGUCUGUUUGUUUAAAUCAAAAAAAGUCUGUCUGCUUUUCUUGUUAGUAAAUACUCCCCCUCCUGGGAUUCUCUGGGUUUUCCUGGAACCUGAAUUUUCCAGGAGAAUUUCCCAGUACUUCCCCAACUUCCUUCCUCUACCCCAUUGGAAAGAUAAAAAAUGGCACCUUGUAGAUUUCAUGGAGGUUCAGCAGGGAAAUUGGAGCUGACCCACCUCCUGUAUCAGCCCCUGUAGCUCAGAGCUGGGGGAAAAAAUUGGAACUUUGAAAGUUCAGAUACCAUACUUCCCUGUCGGAGCUGUGUUCAGUUGAAGUCAAAGUUGAUCUUCUGAUUUCCCAGCGCUUUGCGGUUGAUUCCAUGGGACUCUGUCACGGAAAACCCUCUGAGAUCCCACAAGCUCGUCCCCAGGGCCUCCCGACAUUCGAUAAGAAUGAGGCCUUCCCUGAUCUGGUGAUUGAAACUCCACAGAACCCACCGCAUCACUCCAAGAGCAAGUCCUCGAGCUUCCCUUUCCCCAGCCCCAGCCCCCUCCGGAGUCUCUUCAAGAACUCUCCGGCCCUCGGCGGCAACUCCAACUCCUCCAGCGUGAAGUCAACCCCUCUCCGGAUCUUCAAGCGGCCCUUCCCCCCUCCCUCGCCGGCCAAGCACAUCCGGGCCCUGCUCGCAAAGCGGUAUGGGACCGUAAAGCCCAAUGAGGCCACAAUCCCUGAAGGGAGCGAGUGCGAGAUUGGGCUCGACAAGAAUUUCGGGUUCUCGAAGCAGUUUAGUGCCCACUACGAGCUCGGGGAAGAGGUGGGCAGAGGCCACUUUGGGUACACUCGCUCGGCUAAGGCCAAGAAAGGGACCCUGAAGGGGCAGGAAGCUGCUGUCAAAGUCAUCCCCAAGUCUAAGAUGACCACUGCAAUUGCUAUUGAGGAUGUGAGAAGGGAAGUGAAGAUUUUGAGGGCGUUGAGUGGCCACAAGAACUUAGUCCAAUUCUACGAUGCUUACGAAGAUGAAGACCAUGUCUAUAUUGUGAUGGAGUGGUGCCAAGGAGGUGAAUUACUAGAUAGAAUACUUGCAAGGGGUGGAAAAUACUCCGAAGAAGAUGCCAAGGCUGUAAUGGUUCAAAUAUUAACUGCAGUGGCUUUCUGUCAUCUCCAAGGUGUUGUCCACCGGGACCUAAAGCCUGAGAAUUUUCUUUACACCACCCAAAGUGAGAACUCCCCUCUGAAGGCCAUUGACUUCGGACUUUCAGACUAUGUAAAGCCAGAUGAACGGUUAAACGAUAUUGUGGGAAGCGCAUAUUAUGUAGCUCCUGAGGUUCUUCAUCGAUCGUAUGGAACCGAAGCAGACAUGUGGAGUAUCGGUGUCAUAGCCUAUAUUCUACUCUGUGGGAGUCGACCUUUCUGGGCCCGCACAGAAUCUGGAAUCUUCCGAGCCGUUCUUAAGGCCGAUCCCAGUUUUGAUGAAAGUCCGUGGCCUUCAUUGUCCCCUGAGGCGAUAGAUUUUGUGAAGAGAUUAUUGAACAAAGACUACCGGAAAAGAUUGACUGCAGCCCAGGCUUUGAGUCACCCAUGGCUUGCAGGUCAUCCCGAUGUGAAGAUAACGUUGGAUAUGAUUAUAUAUCGACUUGUAAAAAUAUAUAUAUGCUCUUCUUCUUUACGAAAAUCAGCACUACGUGCACUUGCAAAGACUUUAACCGUACCUCAGCUAGCUUAUCUCAAGGAGCAGUUCAACAUGUUGGGGCCAAACAAGAAUGGGUUCAUCACUAUGCAGAAUUUUAAGAUGGCAGCAAUGAGAAACUGCACGGAUGCAAUGAAGCAUUCUCGCGUCCUUGAUUAUGUUAACUUGCUUAGUUCCGUCCAGUACCGGAAAUUAGAUUUUGAAGAAUUCUGCGCUGCUUCAAUAAGUGUGCACCAGCUUGAGGGCACGGCAAAUUGGGAAGAACACGCGAGAAGAGGAUUUGAGCUUUUUGAAAAAGAUGGAAAUAGGGUCAUUAAGAUUGAAGAACUUGCCUCUGAACUUGGACUCAGCCCAUCGGUGCCUGUUCACGUAGUCCUCCAGGACUGGAUCAGACACUCGGACGGGAAGCUGAACUUCCUAGGUUUUGUCAGACUCGUUCGUGGGGUCUCUGCUCGAACUAUUCAGAAGGUUUGAUACCAUGCGACACCUAUUCUGUAGUUGCAUUGAAAGUGAUUGACUGCUCUGGACUAUGUCAAAGCCUAAAGGGAGACAUGGGAAAUAUUCACUUCAAGCCGUUCACCGUGUGUUGAAAGGAUGUCUCCAUGAUAAAUCCGUGGGCGUGGUGGUAGGCGGUUCUGAUGAGAACCCUUGUUCGUGUUAUCGCUUUCUCUGUAUUGUCGAGUUAUAUAGGGUUCUCUCUGUAUCGUGAUCAGAGGUUUGUACAGUUGAGAGGGUGGGAUGAUCUUGAAAAUGCAAGACUAGGAUCAUCAGCUAACUGGUGGAUCUGGUGGAGUGAGUUUCGAGGUUUUUCAGGUUUCUUAUCCCUGUUUUGUGGACCCGAGUUUCUUACUUACAUCUCUAAUAAAAUCUCCUUCCUACACUUCCA
Messenger RNA from Punica granatum (pomegranate), 2959 nucleotides. The record is from RefSeq and is a predicted model, not a curated record. NCBI's taxonomy places the organism in Eukaryota, Viridiplantae, Streptophyta, Magnoliopsida, Myrtales, Lythraceae.